UCCUGGAUUCGUUUACGCGUUUCGAGGCAGCGUCAUAUAGUAUUGAACAGUUCCCGUUAGCAUUAGCGUUAGCAUUCGACGAAGGAACAGCGCAGAAGCGAAAGGGAGUUUCUGGAGCCGACCCCAGCUGACUUUGUCCAGAAGGCAGACUACACCCUGAACUGGUCGCCAGUCCGUCAAAGGCAGAAAGAGGCGACUUUCGAGAAUGCGGGGCCGUCACAGAAGUUCGUAUCUCGGCCUGCUGCUGCUGGUCUCGCAGCUCUACCAGCUGGGCUUGGAGAACAUCCCUCCCAUCACCCUGGCCAUGCUGGGCCUCAACGCUUACCUCUUCCUCUUCCCUGCAGCUCCUCUGAUGAAGGCAUGUGUCAGCGUCCAUCAGGCGUACUGGUCGGGCGAGUGGCGCCGCCUCCUCCUGUCUCCUUUCCACCACGCCGACGACAUGCACCUUUACUUCAACAUGGUGUCGUUCGUCAUGAAGGGGAUCCGUCUGGAACGCCGCCUGGGCAGCGUUUGGUUCGCAUACGUGCUGGCAGUCUUCUCGCUGCUCACCGGCGCGCUCUACCUGGCGCUGGAGGCAGGGCUCACCCAGCUGACCGAGGACCAGUCGUACAGCUCCGCCUGCGCCGUCGGAUUUUCAGGGGUGAUUUUUGCACUUAAGGUGCUGAGCAAUCACUACCACCCCGGCGGCGUGACAUACGUGAUGGGCUUCCCGGUGUCCAACCGCUAUGCCAGCUGGGUGGAGCUCGUCCUCAUCCACAUCACAGCGCCGGGGACCUCCCUGAUUGGCCACCUGGCGGGUAUCCUGGUGGGCCUCCUCUACACAACCGGACCACUGAAGAAGAUGAUGAAGAUGGGUGCUGGGCUGAUGUCAUUCAGCACUUCUGCGCCCAGAACGUACCACAGAUCCUCAGGCUACAGCGGCAGACACUCCCAAAGCAAUCAGUACACAGCAGAUGAUGGAACAUCAACGUACACGGGCGGAAUGACUGAGGAGGAACAGCUGGCGGCAGCCAUCAGGAACAGUCUUCGCGAAACAGGACGCCACGGAGACGGUGCGGCUCGGUUUGCGGCUCCACCUCCAUACGGCUUCCGCUUAACGGAUGAGGAGCUCCGUGCCAGGAGGCUGAUGCGAUUGGAUGGAUUCAUGUGAAAAAAAAAAAAUGAGAAGAGGAUUGCCAUGCUUCUUCCACCAAGUGCUGGCCACGGAAACUGAUGAGCUUUGGCCUUUUGGAAACUUUUUGAUAUGAUCGAAAAGCACUUUUUUCUAAUGCUACUUUUUUGUCUUUUUAUUUAUUUGUGAAUGGCUCCUGUUGCAUCAUUUACAUUUGUAAUAAAAUAUUAAUGAUUAUAUUAUUAUAGUUAUACUAUUAACGAGGAACCUAUUGGAGGACUGUUGUGUGUUUGGACUACAGUAAUGACUCUGACUAAAUUUAGUUGAGUGGUAAUUUAAAAGAAGGGGGAGUACUUUUCCAAGGUCCAGAAACCUUUGAGAUGCGGUCUGCAGCACUGAACAUAUCUGAUCGGAACCGUUUAGUCCCAGGGCCGACAAAUCCCAAGAACUAAAUUUGGAAAUUUGCCUUUAAAAUAUUCAGUAGUUCUCCAGUUCCAAACGCACAAUGUGCCUCCAAAGGAUACUAGUUCCUUGGUCAAGUUCCACGCUAUGUCAGUUCUUGAGAAUUUGUUAUUAGUACAAAGUACGACUC
Hippocampus comes (tiger tail seahorse) is the source of this 1703-nucleotide messenger RNA. It is a transcript of the gene rhbdd1, whose product is annotated as rhomboid domain containing 1. The record is from RefSeq and is a predicted model, not a curated record. The transcript has 9 exons. The coding region runs from base 206 to 1150 and encodes 314 amino acids. NCBI's taxonomy places the organism in Eukaryota, Metazoa, Chordata, Actinopteri, Syngnathiformes, Syngnathidae. Gene Ontology annotation, molecular function: serine-type endopeptidase activity. Gene Ontology annotation, cellular component: membrane.